Molecule: messenger RNA, 661 nt
Organism: Morus notabilis
Lineage: Eukaryota; Viridiplantae; Streptophyta; Magnoliopsida; Rosales; Moraceae
Product: pentatricopeptide repeat-containing protein At1g66345, mitochondrial
Exons: 1
Coding region: 53-622 (189 amino acids)
Molecular function (GO): protein binding
Source: RefSeq, a predicted model, not a curated record
GCUAAACUAAAGCUUGGAAAUAUAGUUUCUGCACGGGAUAUGUACGAGGGAAAUGCUCAAAAGAGGCUUUCGAGCGAACCCUUUUGUUUAUACAUUGUUUAUAGGAGCAUACUGCAAAGAGGGAAGAAUCGACGAAGCGCAUUGCAUGAUGAAAGAUAUGGAAGACAUGGGAUUGAAACCAUGUGAGGAGACUUACAACUCUCUUGUUGAGUGUUAUGCCAAAGCCGGAAGAUUGGAAGGAAGCUUAAGGAAUUGUGAGGUAAUGAUGGAGAAGGGCUUCGUUCCUAGUUGUGCAGCUUUCAAUGAGAUGGUUCACAAGCUUUGUGAGAAUGGAGAAGCGGAAAAAGCAAAUGCGAUGCUAACUCGAUUGUUAGAGAAAGGGUUCUCACCGAAUGAGAUCGCAUAUGCUAGUCGCAUUGUUGGCUAUGAGAUGAAAGGCGAUGUGGAAGAAGUUCUUAAGCUCUUUUAUGAAAUGGUGAGCAAGUCAAUAUCUCCUGGAUCAUCGGUUUGUACAACGUUGAUUAGGAGCCUCUGUCGAUCUGGAAAAUUGGAGGAAGCAGAGAAGUAUCUUAGAAUUAUGAAAGAUCGUUCGCCAGCAAGCAGUAAACGAAUGUUUGUAUGAGAGUUUGAUUGCUAGCUACACUCAUAAGGGUGACAUGAA